This is a messenger RNA of Cetraspora pellucida, 1119 nucleotides long. The record is from the annotation of a GenBank genome assembly. NCBI's taxonomy places the organism in Eukaryota, Fungi, Glomeromycota, Glomeromycetes, Diversisporales, Gigasporaceae.
AUGAGAAAUUAUCCAUAUAAAUACAUUUUAAGUAUUCUAUUCUUGAUUCUUGAAAUAUUUCCGAUAUCAACUCUUUCAGAAUCAAGAAAUUUUACUCGAUUGAAUCAAAUAAAUGUUUGCCCUGCUCCAUUGAUAGCUUCACCUAUAUAUAAUUAUACCGGCCAAACAUGUUUUGGAGGAUGUUGCAUUCCGUGCCCCUACAUAAAUAAUUUCUAUCCAGAGGGUCAUAUAGAUAUGAUAUAUACAGUUUUAAGCGUUUUAAGAGUUAUUUCAUUUGUUUGUAUUGCAAUUAUCGUAUUGAGUUAUUUGGUGCUGCCAAAUAAAAGAGAGCAUCCGGCUAUGAUCGUUCUUAUUUUUAAUAUUUGUCUCCUGGCAUUCAUCGGUAUCAAUUUUUUUUACAUUGGAAACCAUAAAAGUAUUCAAUGUGCUGAUGACUUCACUCAAUCAACCAUGAAAAACAAUGUUCUUUGCGGUGUACAAGCCAUCACAAAUAAUAUUUCAUUCGAUUUUGGUGCCGUCUGUAUGGUUUCCAAAAAUAUCUCUAAAGAAUUAUUCUGGGCCCCACUGGCCAUGUUUGUUAUACCUGCGUUUUUAAUUCAUAUUGUAACAUUUAUUUAUGUUGCUAAGGCACAAUGGAUGUUGGCACGUGAUUUCGAAGAUUCAUCCUUAGGAACGAUCGUAACAAACUCAACUGGCACUUUAGAUCAUGUCACUAGUCAAGAUGUUUUGAAUGUCAUUAAAAUUCAAUGGCGCUCUUUAUUAUUAGCGAUGGUUUUAUUGAUUACUUACAUUAUCUUUAUGGUAACUUUGACGGCAACAAGUCAAUUAUCUCCACUUUUAUCUUCCACAACCGAUGUUGAUUCAUGGAUAAUUGAUUGGCUAAACUGCCUUAAGAAUCAUUUGUCAACAAAUGAUGGUCAAAAUCAAUGUGCAUAUAUUCCAAAUGGACACAUUCCGAAUAUUGUUUUCUUAACUAUAGCAGAACUAUUAACAGCAUCAGUGGGUAUAUCUAUUUUCUUGGUGUUUGGAACUAGUGUUGGUCUUUUGAUGGAAUGGAAAAAUUGGUUUACUAAAAUUUUUGGACGUGUUGAAAAACAUAGUAGUAACAUAUUUUUGUAA